Messenger RNA from Coregonus sp. 'balchen', 2356 nucleotides. The record is from the annotation of a GenBank genome assembly. Lineage: Eukaryota; Metazoa; Chordata; Actinopteri; Salmoniformes; Salmonidae.
GUUGCUAGCUGACUUUGCCAGGAAGCCUUUGCUGUUGCUAGCUGACUUUGCCAGGAAGCCUUUGCUCGAGCAAGUGAAUAUUAUUUCACAAUGUCAAUGGAGGGGUUGUCAUCAUUCCAGAAUCUACAAGCGCUCUCUGCCCUCUUAUCCACGCAGGACGAGGAUGAUGAAUAUAAUUUUAAAGUAAGGCAUUGCUACCGUUAAUCAUUGAGAUAAGUUGCACUUCUCCAACGUUAGUUUUGUGUAAACAAGCUAGCUAAUAAAACUGUUUUGGCAAACAAAAAUGUGAUAACUUGUCCAGUUAGCAUGCUAGCAAAAACAUGAUGAUCAUGUAGCUAGCUAACGUUAGAUAUGUGACAACAGCUAGUUUGCACUUGCUUUCUAUAUCAGUCUUUGAAAGUGAUUUAUUCUUUAAAAUAUUUCCUGAACAGAAUAUGACAUCCUCAGCCGUAAUGGGACCUGGAGAUAUUGGUCUCCCAUCACCUGCUGCCAACAAAUCAGGUCUGUUUUCUCAGGUGGCUUGUACCAAAAAAGUAGUGGAUUAAAUAGGGAAUAGGGUGCCAUUUUGGAUGCAAACAGUAACAAGCUGUAUAUGUAGUUACAACCAUAGAGAUCCUAUUAAAUUACUAAUUCUAUGGUUACAACAGCCUACACCAAGAAGGACAGUAAAGCCAUCUGGAGUGAGGAGGAGGUGACAGAGGGGUCGCAGUUUGAUGACCUCACAGACACCCGGCCAAAGCCUGAGUAAGUCAAGUUUGCAGUCUUAACACCAUGAAAAAGAAAACAACAUUCCAGACAAGGCUAUUGGUACUCCCAUCCUUCACAUCUAAUUUCUUCCUCAUUGCUGUUGGCUGGGGAACGUGUGUGUGUUCAGGUAUGACAUAUUGCUGAAGCAGAAUGUUGGGACAGAGGAUGUGUUUCUUGGGAUGAGCAGAAAGGAUCCCUCUUCCAUGUGCUGUGACAGCAUGCUGGUAACCAUAGAGAUCCUAUAAUUAAUUAUAUAUGUAAUUCUAUAGGAUUCUAUACGUAACUCUAUGCUGUUGUUAACCAUGUAGCUACAGUGUUCUGCAAUGUUACAUCUUCUUGCAUCUAUUACUUGACUGACUUGGCUUGAAUAGAUGAAUAGAAUGUCCUCCAACUGGGUUGAUGGCAAGUUUUUCACCAGUUGAGGUGGAGUCUAUUACACCCAUGUGAAAUUAUAGUACAGAACAAUAAUAUCAUAAUAAUAUUAACUUUAUCUCCUCAGGUGAAAAUCAAACUGCCAGACACCAAAGCAACAGAUGUAGUCUUGGAUGUGAAGGAGAAAUUCCUUGAUCUGCGAACGCCAAACUUGUAAGAUUCUUUAGAAUGUUGCCUGCCUGUCAUCCUUCUGUGAAGAGUUCCAGGCGUUCUAUCCACAGCCAGAAAAUGAUCUAUAAAGAGUUCCAGGCAUUCUAUCCACAGCCAGAAAACGAUUUGCUACUAUUUGCUGACCUCCUCUCUUGCUCAAUUUUUCUUCAUAAAUAUUGUUUUAUCUCUAUCUAAAGCAUGUGUCGUCUCAGCCAUGGCUGAAAAUCUCUCUCACACACACACACACACAAUUUAUCUCGGUCUCUCUCGCUCUCUCUCACACACACACACACAAUUUAUCUCGGUCUCUCUCGCUCGCUCUCUCUCACACACACACACAAUUUCUCUCUGUCUCUCUCUCUCUCGCUCUCUCUCUCUCUCACACACAGACCAUUUCUCUCUCUCUCUCGCUCUCUCUCUCUCUCUCUCUCUCUCUCUCUCUCUCACACACACACACACAAUUUAUCUCUGUCUCUCUCUCACACACACACACACACACACAAUUUCUCUGUCUCUCGCUCGCUGUUUCCCUUUCUCUCAUAUCUAUUUUACUAAUUAAAGCUAUAAUCCUUAAUUGAAACCAUAACAAAGCGGACACCCCACCUCUGUUUUGGUCAAAAAAAUAAUGGGCCUGGAAAAAAUGUAAGAACUCUCCAAUUAAUAGACAGGGCUAUGGAUGCAAGGACUGACCAUCCAUGAUAUAAAAAUUAUAGUUUUAACCAUCUUUUGAGGCUAUACAGUGUUUGUUUACAUUUACAUUGUUUACAUGUUAGGUUCUGAUGGGGUACAACAGUUAACUAAGAUCAUGAGGCAUUUAUAAGUUAUAUUCUUCAAGAAUCGAUGGAUUUAUAUCAUUAAUUUGUAAGUCCAAAAAUAGAUGUAGCAACUAAGGAUUCUAGCUUCAAAUCCUUUCUUCUGUCUCUACACAGUAAACUGGGCCUACACCUUCCUCACCCGGUCCACAGUCAGGAGGGAAAAGCCCAGUUCUACAGUGAAAGACAGGAGCUGGAGGUCACGCUACCAAUGA